GAUAGAACGCGCUUUCUGGGACCUUACUCAGGGGACCGACACAGUCGAGGAUUACGAGCAGAAUUUUACCUGUAUGAGCGCCUUUGCUCCACAUAUGGUGGACACUGACCUGAAGAAGGCCUCCAAGGAUUGGCCAAAAGGAUGUGGUCCACGAGCUAAACUUAAGCCUAGGAGACACAAGACCAAAAGAGCUCGAAGGCAAGGCAAGGCGAAGGCUAAAGAAGAGAAGUGUUGGUGCAAGCCUUGUUCCAGGAAAAGGCGAGUUCGCAAGAUGGAUAUUCGAAGGCGGGGUAUGAGUAGAAUAGAGGAUGGUUGGAUUUGGAGAGCUGGUGACUGUAUUGGGUUGGAUGGAUGGGAUCCAUGGCCGUCGGGAGAGCUUAAGGGAUCGGGCGAGCAGUUGGAGUCGGUCGACGACAAGGGUGCGAGCACGAGCGAAGAACGCGCAUCGUGCCAUGAUGCACGUGAUAAGGUGGGACACACAGCGUCGA
Molecule: messenger RNA, 488 nt
Organism: Striga hermonthica
Lineage: Eukaryota; Viridiplantae; Streptophyta; Magnoliopsida; Lamiales; Orobanchaceae
Source: the annotation of a GenBank genome assembly